Molecule: messenger RNA, 3458 nt
Organism: Microbotryum saponariae
Lineage: Eukaryota; Fungi; Basidiomycota; Microbotryomycetes; Microbotryales; Microbotryaceae
Source: the annotation of a GenBank genome assembly
AUGACAUCGAACGCCUCACCUGCUUCCACAACGGCGGGCGGGCGAGCGAGCGGGCGGGGUGCGAAGCGAGCCUCGGCGGCUGCAGCUCUGGUCAAGGCUCGUGAGCAGACGAUCGACACCAACACCAAUACCAGUGAUGACUCGGUAGGUCUGAAUCUCUGUUCGAGACGAGGGGCCGAAGAUCUACCUGGUCGAGCGCUGACACGAGCUGGCGAUUCGCUGCGCAGGACGACGACGACGACGAUGACGGCCAUGAUCAUGACAACAGUGCCGGUCCAAGUGCACAAGCGACUCCCAACUCAAUAGGGAAUGGUGGUACAGGAGCCGGGGCCAAGAAGCCGGACAGGAAGAAGCGCAAACGCAACCGUCAGGCGUUGAGCUGCAGCGAGUGUCAGAGGCGCAAGAUCAAGUGUGACCGCCACAUACCCUGCGAGGCGUGCAUCAAACGCGGAGAGGCCGACACGUGCCAGUGGGAGGAGAAGAAGAUUGUUGUGCCGCCGUGAGUGCUGCGUUCGUGGUCCUCGGGAGGUCGAAGAGGCGAAAGACUCACAAGACUGAGCCUCGUAUGGGCGGCUCUUUGACCAGGCAACCGUUCGCUUUGGCUUCCGAGCACGAUGCACUCAAGGGUCGAGUCGCCGAGUUGGAAGCCUACAUCGACAAGCGUCGGUCAUCUCCGAAGCCCAAUAUUCCUCUGCCGACUCCGGCGCCCUUGGUAGCUAUGCAGAUGUCGGCAGUUGAGCCGCCGAGGAGUCCUCAUCAUCCAGUAGUCGCCGGCUCGUUGACGAGCAAACGAGAUGCAGCCACGGAGGACGCUGCAUUGGUUCUCACAAGUACGUCCAAGCACUCUUUGUUUAUCGUAGCCUUUGUACUGAUCUUUGAAACCGAUGUCACUUGUACAGCCGGCUUCCGAGCGCCGGAAGCAAUCAUCCGACCAGGUCAUGCCGUACCUCUGCUCUUGUCGCGUGCUACCGAGUCGCUGCUCGUCCCACUUGCCGAAGGCGCCCGUCGAACGAUGCUCGACUCAAUUUGGCGGACCGUUCCUUCUUCGAAGCAGUUCGUCGACUGGCUCGUCCACAACUACUUCGCCAACUACGAUUGGUCGUGGCAUCUGCACCAUAUCCCGCUCUUCCAGGCCGAAUACGAAUCCUUCCAGAGUCUAUGUCAGCAGGGAAGGAGGGACGAAAUCGAUCCGUUGUGGUUGGCCGUGUUCUUCCAGACGCUGUGCUUGAGCGUGCACUUCCUAGAGGAGCCCGUAAUGAGUCCAACGGUCACCAUCUCAAAGCAGGAUUUGAUGACGUUGCCGCAAAAAUACUUUGAGGCAGCCGAGGCGAUGCUCCAGGUCGCAGAGUGGAAGGUCAUGUGAGUGCUCGUGCUACUUUCGGUUUUUUCAUGACGAGUGCGAUGAUGCUGACUCGUCUGAUGUCGAGCUUGUCCUCAGACCUCGAUACCGUACACUUCAGACGAUCUCGCUGUUCUCCCCCUACCUCCUCUGGAUGGGCAACCCAUCGUCAGUCCUCGAUUCGACAUGCUACUUACCAAGUGUAUCUCUGACGUGUGUAUGGUCUGACAGAACCGGUGAACGUCUUCGCACCUAUGUCCAAGCGGGUGUGCGCAUGGCUCGCUCACUUGGCCUGCACAAACUCGGCGAAGACCCUACUACAAUGCCAGUCGAAGGCCCGGGAUUGCCGAGUGGCGCGCAUACUCUGCGUCGCGAGAUGGCGCUGAGGCUACUCAGAAAUUUGCUCUUUGUCGAGUGGGUCAGCACCAACAAACUUCCGCCGGAGAUGACACCGAACCUUAGUGAGCCCGUGAGAACUGCACCCUCGAGCGCCAGAGCGAAGACUGAGAUUCGAAUUUCUGCACAGUCGACUCGGCUCUACCCGGCAAUUUCGAGGACGUAGACUUGCUGCGCGAAGGGAUUGUCCAACCUCGGCCAUACUACGAUGCCACAGACGUUUCGUACGACUUGAUCAAAUGGCGGAUAGCGCUUGUACAAAGGGCCUUCAACGAUAUCGUCCAUGGCGAGGGACCGCUGAGCUAUUCUUCCGUCCUUGAUCUCGAUCGCAGCUAUCGCGAGAUCAUCGAUUCCUUUCCGACGCGCUACUUGCCAAGCUACGUGGCCCCCUUCGGGGAGCCGUUGACGACGCUUUGGUCAAGAUCAAUGGCAUUACAAAGUAUGUUGCCGAGACCUGCUUCUCACGCGCUCGAAAGCACCUGUGAAACUAAUCGCACCAUCUGAGCCCUGCACAGCCAUCAACUCUCGCCUCGUCCGACUGCAUCGGCCCUUCAUGUAUCGCGGCUACACCGACUCCAAGUACCGCAUCUCGACGGACAACGCCAUCGUUGGAGCUCGAACCGUUUUGAUGUGCCAGCAAUCGUUGGAUCGCGCACCACCCGUCAAGGGCGCAUUCCAACCGCUCGCCGUUCAGAUGGCCGUCACGGUUCUGUUUCUCGCCAUUUGGCAGGACUUCACCCGAACUGUCGUUGAGGGAGAGGAUUAUCGAUUGAUCCAAGGUGUUGUCGGGUACUUCGAACGCCUGAGAACCUCGAGGGAAGCCAGCAUUAGGCAUGUCGCUAUGCAGACUCAUAGCGUCAUCAGUGAGUUGCAAAGGCGGAAGAUAGCGUUCAGAAUCAAAUCGGUAAACUGAGAGAAUAUUCUGGUCGUUGCUCUCUCGCAGCACGUCUGUCGCAGGAAGUCGAACAGCGCCGCAGCGCCGCCGAGUCCAGAGUGGCCGCAGGUGGCCAUUGGGAUGAUCUUGGCACCGUCGAAUCGUAGGUUAACAUUUGCACCGGUACGUUUGGCAAUGCUGACCUCAGAGCACUUCUCUUGUCUUCCUCCUCGCAGCUUUGGUCAGCUCCUUGAGCGCUUAGGCGCACCGAAGGAGAUGAUCGCAGCAAUGGGGCUUUCGAAUCCACGAGACGCAGCCGACCAUAUCUUCUCCGACCGACCUCACGACUGGUCGCGCAACGUCAAGCUGGAGCCUGGAACUUCUUCACGAGGUGAUCGUACCAGCUCGACGAACAAUACACCGAUGGGAUCGACGACGCCUAUAAGUGUUAAUGCGGUGGCCACCUCCUCGGCGCCUGCCUCGAGCUUGCUCGUUCAGCACAAGAAUGAAACGGGUGUCAACAGCUGGGACGGGGAGGUGCCUUCGGCUGUUCUGAGCGAGUGGGUACCACCGUGUCUACGUCGGCCGUGCAAUCCGAAACUGAGUCUAAACUCGUAUUUACAGCUCUGCGAAUGAAGAGCUAGCCACAAGCUGGAGUCCGACGGAUCUCGCGCUCAACUUCGACCUCCAAGGUUUGAUGGUACCCGAGUAAGCAUUGCGUCAUGUCUGCUAUAAAGAAGACAUCCCGCUGAUCCCGAUCGUCUAUCAUUCACCAGGUAUGCCGAUGUAGCAUUCGGUUUCGACGCCUUCACGACGCAGGAUUUCUUCCCUCUUGACAACUAUCAGUAA